AACUCACCUGAAGGAACAUGUCAGCCUCCAAAUUCCGUAUCGCGCUGAUUCAGCUUGCAGUGACUGCAAACAAGGCUCAGAAUUUGCUGCGUGCUAAAGACAAGAUCAAAGAAGCUGUCUCUAACGGAGCGAAGAUUGUCGCACUGCCGGAAUGUUUCAAUUCACCUUAUGGCACUCAGUAUUUUGCCGAUUAUGCUGAGCAAAUUCCAGGGGAAUCCACAAACAUGCUAUCAUCUGUUGCUAAGGAGACAGGUUGUUACAUCAUAGGAGGGUCUAUCCCUGAAAGUGAUUCUGAUGGGAAGCUGUACAAUACUUCAACUUCUUUUGGACCUGAUGGUGCCAUGCUUGCCAAACACAGGAAGGUUCAUCUCUUUGAUAUUGAUGUUCCAGGAAAAAUUCGCUUUCAAGAAUCAGAAGUUUUGUGUGGUGGGAAACAGCUGACAAUGAUGGAUACAUCUCUCUGUAAAAUAGGAAUUGGAAUCUGUUAUGACAUCAGGUUUCCAGAGAUGGCUCAAGUUUACACACAGCAAGGGUGUAAACUGCUAUUUUAUCCUGGAGCAUUUAACAUGACCACAGGACCAGCUCAUUGGGAACCACUCAUUAGGGCAAGGGCGCUGGAUAAUCAGUUGUAUGUAGCAGCUGUGUCUCCAGCCAGAGAUGAAAAAGCAACAUAUGUUGCCUGGGGCCACAGUACAGUUGUCAAUCCAUGGGGUGAAGUGAUUGCCAAAGCAGACCAUACUGAGCAAAUCUUAUAUUCAGACAUAGAUGUUAACUAUCUUGAAGAAAUUAGAGCUCAGAUUCCUGUUCAGCAGCAAAAAAGAAGUGAUUUGUACAAAUUAGAAAUGUCAUCCUGAAGCUGAUCUUCAUUAAUGGUAGAAUAAUAGCAUACAAUCAGCGGUGGGGUAGAUGUUGGGAGCAGCGACUUCUUUAACCCUUUACAGUCUAACAUCAGUGUCAUAUUCUCCAUACAUUAACUAAGGUGCUGACAAGGAGAAUUUGUGUAACAGUCAAGAGUUUCUUUAGUUGGUGAUCAUUUCUUUUACUCUCAUGACAUCAGCGUGUGAUUCAGUGGUGAUAUUGUGAGGAGAAAUUAGAUGCUAGUCACUCUUAACAGUUAAAUGGUUAAUGCUUUAAAGGUCACCUCUGUCCCACAAUGGAUGCAAAAAACGUUAAUGGUGAAUUUGGUGGAAUUUUGCCAAUGGUUUUGGUGAAGGGUCUGCAGCCAGUUUCUUCAAAGUCCUAGUAACUUAAUGGGCUGGAAAUCAUUAAAACAAUAGAGAAGCAGUUUCUGGCACCGUAAUGAGUCCAGUUUGUUUCUUUGGCUAAUAGUUUUUUUUGUAUGUUUUCUAAACCUUUUAAACCCCCAUCUGGAAUUAAAAUCAGAACAGCUUUACAGGCCAGUAAGUUGCCAGGACCUUCAAGAAACAGACCCCAGGGCAUUAUGCUGGGGCAGUAUUUUUGAAAGCAAUGUGAAUAUAAUGUUAAACAAUUAAUAUUAAGGGAACUGAAUUUCCAAAAACAAUAUUGCUACAUAGGAAAAUAUAUGUCUGUAUUAUCUAUAUUUUGGAGAUAAUAGCUUAGAGAAAGUAAAAAAUAGAAUGGUGUUGAACCACAACCUGUUCUGAUAUAGCUAGGGUAAAAAAGAUAUGAAUAUAUAAUAAUGAAAUAUUUCUCUUGUUUUGCACUCUGUGCUCUCACCUAGCAGUCAUUCUAGCAGACUCUUUUUUUUUCACGAGUGUUUGGACAUACUUCUGAGAAAUUUUGCUGAAAUGUUAUCAGUGAGGAAGACAUCAUCAGCACUUAAAAGAAAAGUUUCAAGUUGUGUCCACGCCUGGUCAAACUAAGUGCUAACUCGACGAAGUUCAGCUUCAAAGCUUUUAUGAUCAAGGUUUUAAUUUUUAAAAGGAAUUCUAAUAA
Messenger RNA from Pocillopora verrucosa, 1917 nucleotides. Its product is annotated as omega-amidase NIT2. The record is from RefSeq and is a predicted model, not a curated record. Gene Ontology annotation, molecular function: omega-amidase activity. Gene Ontology annotation, cellular component: mitochondrion. NCBI's taxonomy places the organism in Eukaryota, Metazoa, Cnidaria, Anthozoa, Scleractinia, Pocilloporidae. Gene Ontology annotation, biological process: oxaloacetate metabolic process; L-glutamine metabolic process.